AAAUGGCGUCAUUCACAUCACCCGACAUCGAUGAGAAGCUUGCAAUUCUUCACAGAGAAAUGGCAUCUCUACGUGUCGAAUGUGACCGUCUUCUCAACAAACAUCUCAUCGUUGAGCACACUCUUUCACAGAGUUGCUCUGGUUGGCCGAACGGAGCUGCUGAUACUUCUUCAGCGUACAAUACGGGUGGUGAAUCUUGUAGAAGUGUGUCAGUGACGCCCGAUGGUGUUUUUAUACCCACAACCAGUAAUUCUCAAAUGAUCCAGUCACAACCAUCUCCACGAGUUCUCCGUCGAACUGUUAAGAUGGCAAGUCCAGCAGUUCAACGACGUUUAGUUCCACAAAAUCUUCCAACAUCAUCUUCAUCUCGACCUCCAACAGUUCUACUUCCUCAUGACAGUCCUGAACAACCCAGUCGACCAAUUCACAGAAUGCAUCAGGAACUUCCGAUUCCAGAAGAUGUUGUGUCAAUGGUGUCAUCAAAUAAAACUCAGAGAUCUAUUAUCCGGGCUCCAUCUGCCGUUUUUGGAGCAUUAAAAGGAAGCAGUUUGAGGAAAUUAUCAAUUUCUCGAAAUAUUCAAAUGACUACUAAAGUCAAUAAAGAAGAAAGUGAUCGAAAAGAGAAAGAAGCUGAAGAAUACGCGAAAAGAUUCCGAAUUCCAUCGUAUUCAGUUGUAUUGAAAGAAGAAAAACGAAAAAGUUCUUUCCGAAUUCCAGUUCCGCAUUACUUUCGAUCCUCAAAAGCGAAAUCAAAAGUAUAUCAAGUUGAUGCUCCAGAUGAAGAAAUUGAAGAAGUUAUUGAUGAAGAGAAAAUGGCUGCAAAGACUGAUUUGGGAGACACAACUGUUCAUUACAAAUGGAAAGUUAAACGAAGAUGUGAUGGAUCAAGAUAUAUUGUCAAAAGACCAAUUCGAAGUCAAAUUUUGAAAAAAAGAGAAGCACAGGUGUAUCGUGAACGAGCACCAAUUUCAACCGAUGAUGAUGCAAUGAGCGAAUUAAAGCUUGGAAGGUAUCACACGAAGGAAGAAAGAAAAAGGAUAUUGGAAAGAGAGAACACGAAAAAAAUGUUGAAGCUUCAGCAAAAAAUGAUGGAAAAGGCACAUCCGUCGGAGCAGGUAAUAUAUCAAAUGUCACAACAAAAGCUUGCUCGCCAAAAAGACGCAAUGGUAAUGGAUGAAUUUGUAACAACAAGAGAAGUACUUUCAAGUCGAACACGCCCAGAUGGUAUUCAUGGAGUUGUUUCAGUCACAACCGUAUAAACAUUCAUAUUUUCUCAUAUCUUCUCGAAAAGCCUACUUCACAAAAUUACGGAUAAAUUCUUAUUUUAAUU
Messenger RNA from Caenorhabditis elegans, 1330 nucleotides. It is a transcript of the gene pzls-1, whose product is annotated as PEHE domain-containing protein. The transcript has 5 exons. The record is from RefSeq and is marked reviewed. Bases 3 to 1259 code for a protein of 418 amino acids. NCBI's taxonomy places the organism in Eukaryota, Metazoa, Nematoda, Chromadorea, Rhabditida, Rhabditidae.